AUGGUUAAUCAAUUAAUUCAUGAAAACUUAAAAUUUUUACAUUUAUUGUCAAAGACUAAAUCUAAAAGAAAAAGGAAAAGGCUUUUAAAAUUAUCAAAUAAUGAACAACUUUUAGCUUUAGCUGAAAUUUGUUUGAAUAUAGUAAAAGAGAGGUUCAAACUUACAACUCGCCAAAAGAAAAGAUUAUUACCUCAUGCCGAAUUUGUGCGAAGUAUGAGUAGGGUUAGGAGUGAACGAGGAGCAAGACAUGUUAUUAAUCAAAAAGGUGACGGAGUAGGAGUUUUUGCCGCUCUUUUGACACCAGUGCUCAUCGAAAUGGCAAGGAUGAUGACUAUAAAAGCCCCUGCUACAUCUUAAUAUAAAAU
Meloidogyne enterolobii is the source of this 365-nucleotide messenger RNA. NCBI's taxonomy places the organism in Eukaryota, Metazoa, Nematoda, Chromadorea, Rhabditida, Meloidogynidae. The record is from the annotation of a GenBank genome assembly.